UCCUUAUCACACAGCUAGAGAAACCACUCAAGAAUUGAUAAAGUUUCAACUUUAUCUUUCAAGUGUUUUAUUUGAAGGCAGUCAAAGGACUUUGAAUCCAACAGAGUCAGGAAAAGCAGAGCAACAUCUAACAGAUACGUCCAUUUUUAAUACACUUCUGUCAUCAGAGAGUACAUUCCAUACAAGAACACUGUUCUGGACAGAGAAGCAGAAGUGGCAACAUCAGCCGGUUUGGUCCGGUUCUAAUCGGUUCUUAUGGUAAGUAACUCUUCACGCUACCAGGAAAACGUCCUUGGCCGAAUCCUGGAAGAUUCUGCAACAACUUGAACACUUUGUAAAAAAGUGACAAAAACGAGAACAGACAGUGACUUACUCAAAGAUUUCCACUUCACAGACAAACAAAGUGAAGGUAUAUAAAGUCUGUGUUUCCAUCUCUGAGACAUCCUGUGACCAGAAACUGCUGCUGGAACAGACUCUUCAACUAACCAUCAAAACAAGAUGGCUGCCGGUCUUGUCUUCACUCUGCUUCUUGGUCUGAGCUUUGGACUCUGGGAUGGAGCUGAUGCAGCUCAAAUGAAAGAUUUGGGAACCGGGGUUUUGGGACCUGUGUGUGGGGGAUUUCUAUUUCCUUCCACCUCCUCAGGUUCUCCACUAGAUGGAGCCAUGGGGCUGCUGUCACCAGAGAGAGCGGGGUUUUUCUUUGUGGAAAAGAACGAUGGAUCCCUGCGUUCCUGCAUCGACUACCCUUUCAAACCAGUUCACGGUGACACCAUCUUCAUAAAACUCGACCUCCGCAACGUCCACCACUUGCUCUGGGUCUGCCAGGGGGCUGAACGAAAGACCACCUUCAAAACUCCCAUAGGACAUUUUGAUUAUCUGGUGAUGCCAUUCGGUCUCUGCAAUGCGCCCGCCUUCUUCCAAGCCCUCAUUAAUGAUCACCAUCUAGAAAACAAACUGUAUGACAAAGCAGAGAAGUGCGAAUGUCAUAAAUCAUCAGUUACCUUUUUAGGGUACAACCUCAGGGCGGACAGACCCGGUUCGAAGAACAUCAAGCCUGACGCACUAUCCAGACUACACUCACCUGCUGAAUCUGUGAAAGAAUCUUCUCCAAUUCUUCCGCCCACCUGCUCCACAGCCACCAUCACCUGGAAAAUAGAAGACGUCAUUAACCAAGCUCUACGGUCCAAACCAGGUCCUAAAACUAGCCCACCUAACCAUACAUUUCUAAAGGUCGAUAUUCAGCUGCACCAACUGUCUCACUGCACAGAGGAAAGUUUAAACCUAUGUUGCCUUUUUCAGAAAUAUUGCCUCCAAUUGGAUUCACAUCUGGCCUCAUACCACAGUACAGGGGAGUACAACUUCAUCAGAGAGAAUAUCUUCUAUGCAAGUGGAAAACACACACAAACUUGGGUUGGAGCUCAUGAUUCAGCAGAGGAAGGCGUCUGGAUGUGGAGUGAUGGUUCCAAGUUUAUUUUUUCCAACUGGGCAGCCAGUGAGCCAAAGAAUGAUGGUGGAGUCGAACACUGCAUGAACAUCAAUGUAGGAGAAGCAGAACAUGUGAAUGAUGAGGACUGUGCCAAGAAGCUUCCCUUCAUCUGUGCUAUACAUGUCUAACCUUUCUCUUCUUAUAUCUAAUAAUCUGAAAUGCCCAUAUGGCUUUCCUGCUGGUGAUGUCACUUCCCCCUGGAUGUCAAGCCUCGAUGACAUCACUGCUGGAAGAACCUGAUUUCACUUCAUUUGAUCACUUAAAUAAAUGUUUUCUUUCUAUGAAA
This is a messenger RNA of Xiphophorus maculatus (southern platyfish), 1772 nucleotides long. RefSeq lists its product as uncharacterized. The record is from RefSeq and is a predicted model, not a curated record. The coding region runs from base 499 to 1614 and encodes 371 amino acids. Lineage: Eukaryota; Metazoa; Chordata; Actinopteri; Cyprinodontiformes; Poeciliidae. The transcript is spliced from 11 exons. Gene Ontology annotation, molecular function: signaling receptor activity.